This is a messenger RNA of Aspergillus alliaceus, 933 nucleotides long. RefSeq lists its product as uncharacterized. Gene Ontology annotation, molecular function: triacylglycerol lipase activity; acylglycerone-phosphate reductase (NADP+) activity. The coding region runs from base 1 to 933 and encodes 310 amino acids. Lineage: Eukaryota; Fungi; Ascomycota; Eurotiomycetes; Eurotiales; Aspergillaceae. Gene Ontology annotation, cellular component: lipid droplet; endoplasmic reticulum. Gene Ontology annotation, biological process: phosphatidic acid biosynthetic process; triglyceride catabolic process. The transcript has 3 exons. The record is from RefSeq and is a predicted model, not a curated record.
AUGGCAAAACGCUCAGUCCUCAUCACGGGAUGCUCGUCUGGCGGCGCUGGAUAUCACAUUGCCCUAGAAUUGGCAUCCCGCGGAUGGCGUGUUUUCGCAACAGCGCGAUCCACCAAAUCUCUCUCUACUCUGGAAGAGAAGGGAAUCGAGACCUUUGAACUUGAUGUUACGAAGGCAGAGAGCAUCGAUUCCUUGAAGGAUGAGAUAGUGCAUAGGACGGGCGGAAAAUUAGACAUGUUGUUCAAUAACGCUGGAAUAAGUACAUACCACCUUCUCUUCGUGUAUGAAGCUCCGGCAAUCGAAGCAGAUGCCACUUGCAUCCGCAAUAUGUUCGAUACCAACGUGUUCGGUUUGUUCGACAUGGUUAAAGCAUUCACCCCUCUUCUGCUAUCCUGCAAUGGAACCAAAUACACACCACCGGUGAUCAUCAACACAGCAUCGGUACUCGCCCGUCUGCCUUUUGUAUUUUCAUCUGCAUACAACGCAUCGAAAGCAGCCGUGGCCACGUACAGUGACACUCUCCGGAUUGAACUGGAACCCCUGGGCAUUAAAGUUGUGACGUUAUUCAUGGGUGAGGUUUCCACGAAGCUCAUGUCUCCUGAUAACGUCUCCUUUGUACCCGGGAGUCUCUACAGUGAUGUUUUAGAGCGGACCAAGGAGAGAAGUCGAAACCAUGCCGACAACAGCAUGUCACCGGAGAUCUUCGCUAGACAGGUGGUCGAUCAGAUACUGACCCAGUCUCCCGAGCUCGGAAAAGGAGAAUAUAUGUGGAAAGGCACUAAUGCGUGGGUGGUUUGGCUCCUUAACGCCGUGGGAUGGAGAAAGAUAUUCGACGGCCUAGUCAAAAGGAUGGUCGGUCUGGACAACCAGCAGAUCCAGAAGGCUAUUCUCCAAAAGGCUCGGGCCUCUGUGAGUCGGGCGUCGGAUGUCUAG